Hyaloscypha bicolor E is the source of this 4111-nucleotide messenger RNA. RefSeq lists its product as uncharacterized. The transcript has 3 exons. The record is from RefSeq and is a predicted model, not a curated record. The coding region runs from base 134 to 3922 and encodes 1262 amino acids. Lineage: Eukaryota; Fungi; Ascomycota; Leotiomycetes; Helotiales; Hyaloscyphaceae.
CAUUUCGAACCAAAUCGGCUCGACGACCUAAUUUUUUCUUCUCGUUGCUAGGUCGAAGAGCUUAGAUCGAGCUUGUUGGCUUGCUCUCUCCAAUCGUGGCUGACUUGCGGCAGGGCAGGAAAGGAGGAGCAAAAUGAAUCGAUUUCGAACAAAGAAGAAAGCCAAGGAGGCUGAAGGUUUGGUCCGAGUCUCGACCGAUUCCGAUGGACCCCCACUAGCACCUGUGAAGUCCUCGAAGACUUUCAGACGAGGCAAGAAGGGUCAGGAACCGGAGCCUAAGCUAGAGAUCGAUCUUGCCACUGCGUUGCCAUCGUCAGACGACUUUCGGACGAGUCUGUUAAUGAGCGGUCUCUCCGCACGAUUUUCCAUGCUCCGCGAACAAGACGACCCUAAAUCGAAGAUUGGAAAGGCGAGUGAUGACAGUGUUCUAUUUCCCAAGCGGCAGUCGAGGUUAAAUGACUUCGGGUUUCAGUCACAUGGAUUAUCAGAUAUUGCAGAGGUUUCGUCAAUCAACGGAUCAAUCAGACCUCCUUUCGCCUUUGGAAGGGCCGACUCCUUCCACACAACGGACGGUUACGGAACCGACGAUGAUUCUACACACACAGGCAGCAUCAUGAACCGGUCAAAGCCAGGCGAAGGAAACAAUCUCUUUGGUGGUCGGCAGAAAAUAUACAAGAUCCCGGUUAAUUCAUCUGGGUCCUCAAAAACCACGACUGAUAGUGCAGGUGGGGGCAUGGGCGGUCGAGCUUUAUAUGAGAAUGAUGUCAGCCAAUCAGCCUUUCAACGACUCCGUGAGCGUGAAAGGGAACAAGAACGGCGGGAACGGGCAGAACGGCAAGAGCGCGAAGAGAUGGAGGCUCAAUCAUCACGACCCAGCUCACCACCCCCUUCCGGUUACAAUCGCAACAGGGAAACCUCAUCUACAACGUCUUCAGCCGGUCCGUCAAAUACCAGGACGUCCACAGCCGCGACCUCCUUUACCUCACAAAGAACCCCAUCUCUGAGUGGUGCACAUACCCCAGUGACCCCGAAUGUUCCCAAUUCGGGCACCCCUACCCUUGAGAGAUCCACGACCAAAGGCCGUCGCUUAUACGAGACUGGUCUCGAUCAGCAUCUGCAUGAACAGCAAUUUUCUGCCAUGAACAGGAUUGACACAUUGACUAGGCAGCGGACCAUUGGAGCCCAAACUCCACCCCUCGGACUUUCACCAACAGCAGGUCCUCAUGUGAGCGAGAGAUGGGACCGACACCAGCUUGCUGGGAAAGCCAGCAUGCCAAACCUUCGAGCGGCAAGCCCGCCCCCAACAGGCGCUGCCAUGGGUACUUUUGACUUUACUGCAAGACAGAACAAUGCUAUUGAAAGUAAGCCCUUUGGGAUGACCUCUCCCCCUCUAAGUCCUCCGAUGAGCGAGCACGACGAUCCCGUCUCUCUUGCACUUCAACCCAAUGAUAGAGGCAAAGCUACAGCGUUAGGUGCCUUUUCAAAGCCUGUCCAACCAUAUGACGAGAACAAGUACUCUCAAAGACAGCUUCAGAUGCAACAGGGAAGAGAAACACCACCUCGGAAGAACUCGCCACCCCGUGCUUUUGUCCCUCGACAACAACAGCAAGUGAGCCGUACCCGUGCAGACUCGAACCUUACCUUCGCGUCCGGCAGUUCGAGAUCAAACUCCUCAGCCCAAAGACAUUUUCUACCAAAGGACCGAAUCCCAGAAACCUUGAGAACUGAGAAUCCUGUACCAGAAAACGAAUCCACAGGUGGUGGAACAUUCUUGAGCUCGCCUGACGGCAGCCCCCAGGGCUCUCCGAACGACUUGAUGCAGGAACCUAGCAAGCCAAAAGCAAUUCUUCGACCACUUGAUUUGUACGCCAAAUAUCGACAGGAUCUACCAAUGAAUCUUGAACGCCCUCCGGAGUCAGAGCAUCCUGCGAACCGGCAGCAAACCAAUGAGGAAACCUCAAAUGGACUUACGGAAACUCGUACUCAACUCACGACUACCAAUCUGCAGCCUCAUCCUGCAACCCAGCCUCCAGCAGACUCCCCUACUCUAGGUCCAACGGUGGGUCUGAUAGACAUUCAUCAAUUUCGCCAGCACCUGAGGGCGGAUAGCAACAGCUCAUCGAUAUAUGGCGGGGAACCAUCGGCUGGCAUAACGUCUCGUUUCCCAUUCGAUCACACCGAGUCAUUACCGCAGAAUGAUUAUGCAACUAAAAACAACCCCUGGGAAUCAGACGAUUGGGAUCAUGAUUAUUAUAAGGACGCCAAUUUUGGUCAGGAUGGCGCCUCUGACAUGGCGAGAAUGGACGAAGUCUUGCCUGCUCCGCUCUCAACUCGUUCGCCAAAUAUUGAAGUAACUGGGCAGGGUCCCCGCAAGCCAUCAUGGGAGAAGGAAAUGGAGAAUCAUCACACCAGAAAUGGAAGCUCCGAGACCCAGAAAGAACGUCAAGACUUCCAGAAUGAGCUCGCCACCCGUCGAAGGCGUGUUCAAGAGAGUCUGAAGAGUUUCGUUGAGACGGAGAGCAAGGCCGAAAGCCCCAUGCUAGGGUCUGAGUUACCUUUGAAGAACAAUCCUUUGGGGCUUCUGAAGACCAAGUCGAGUCGUGGGUCGGUAAUCAGCGGAACAAAAGAACCUGGACAGACCAAAGCUAUGAAGAUGUUGGGCAUUGGAAAUGCGACUAUGACCAGCUCUCACUCACCAAACAAGCAAAGUUUUGAGGAGACUCCAUGGCAAAAGGAAGAAGAGGAGAUGCUGCGAGGGGUGGCGAAGCCUCCCACGUCGCCCACACAGACUAGAGAUUUUCGACAGGCUCGCAGGGAUGCACAGCGUGAUCGUGAGAAGCAGGUUACAUUGAGGCAUCAACAAAAUCAACAACGGAUGGCAGCGGAAGCGAGUGAGUCGGAAUGGUCCAAUUCCCGGAUGGAUCACCAGCCGCGCCAGCGAGCACCAAAUGGCGACCGAAUCCCCCCCAAUAUUCGGACUGGACCCCGCACGCAAAGUCGAGAGAGAAGACAGCACCCCCCACCUGUGACCCAUUCAUUCAAUACAGGUAGCGGCCGAGACAGCAAGGACAGUGCGGGAACGCCACGCUCUGGAUCGAGACCGCCGUCCGGCGCUUCAAGAGAUCGAUCCGGCUCUGAUACCUCAGGGGGACGUUCCAAAAGUCGAAAUGGGCGAUACAAAGACGACUUAGCAAAGGCAAUGGCUGAGGGCACGUCGAGCUCUAGUCAAGGCUACUAUGAAGAACUCGAAGUUCCUUCUGCACGCUUUGCUCCAAGAUCGCCCGGGAAUCCAGGCAUGGGAUUUUCUCAGUCUCCAAUUCCAUCGCCAAUGCUUGGCUCCAACAGCAGAUCAAGAAGCAAUAGCAAUUUAGCAACUGCUGGAUAUUACGAUAGCCAAAAGUCCCCGAUGAUGCUUCAGAGUGGCCGCGAGACACCUGAAAUUGGUCUUGCACCUAGACCUUCUCCCACAGCUCCAUUCGUGGUCAACGCGACACCAGCAUUGAUCCAACCUUCACCCGCUGGUUCCGGAGCCAAUACACCAACCGUACAGGGUUUCCAGAGCCAAGGGUCGUCCUUGCAGAAUGGCACUGAGGUUUAUGCGCCACCCAUUCCUCCCGUGAAUCCUAAACGUCGCCAAACCCGUGCGAUCUUUGGGACCUUGAUGGGAAAGAAAGACGAGUACGAUGAAAUCCACUCUAUGCCAUCAGCAACUCAAUCUACCGAGGAAAUGAGCACCUUUUCCGCGGAUGAAGGUGAAUUUAAAUCCAAGCACCGGCAGAAGCUCCGGAAAUCCUCGAGCGAAGGUGGGAACCUCAAUGCCCGGGCCAGACACGCCGCUCAAGCCGCUCCAAGCCCAGCGGUUCCAUCUUUUCCCAUCGGCUCAGGAAGUCCUCCGCGCCUUGGUGAAGGCGGGAUGUUUUAGUGUUUCUUAUGAAUGCGGGCCGUUAUUAUACGGCCUUAUAUAUAUACCCUUGCCAUAUUUUCCAUGUAUCAGAUAAUGUUUACACGAGACUUUCAUAUGUAUAUCAACCCCAUGGCGCUUUAAAAAGACUGGGAGGGAUUUGGCGUUUUGAGAGCGAACGCGUGUAAUCAUGCCUCUUUCCUUUGGAGC